Guillardia theta CCMP2712 is the source of this 699-nucleotide messenger RNA. RefSeq lists its product as hypothetical. The transcript has a single exon. The record is from RefSeq and is a predicted model, not a curated record. Lineage: Eukaryota; Cryptophyceae; Pyrenomonadales; Geminigeraceae. The coding region runs from base 1 to 699 and encodes 232 amino acids.
AUGGAUCUUGCAACAGACUCAGCGGUAUCAGCCGUGGUUCCUCCUUGUCAACCGGACGGGGCCGCGAAAUCUCUUGCGAUGGCUGAAGAAACCAUCUCCUACCUGCUGAACACUCGUGGGUAUGACUUUGCAGGUGGUGGUGGCAGCGUCUUUGACUUAGGAGUUCUGACUGAGAGUUUUAGAGCGAGGCAGCACUCAAGAGGGAAUAACCCACGUUCUGUUCGGUCAGAGCGCCCGGACAUGCGCGGCCUGUCGCUCACUGCCGUCGGUUGUGACAUGGUACCCGCCGUCCUCCUCAAAGACUCGAACAAAGUCGGAGAGCGGAAGCUCGGGGGGCAAGAACCUGAAGCGCAGGAGGAGGGAGCAACAAGACGACUGUACGUUGCACAUCACAAUCCCGGUGAGCUCGUCUUGCAAGCUGAGCAGCACGUGGCUGGGUCAGGCCUUGUCCUCUCUGCGGAUGAAAUAUCGAAGCCGCUUCGAGCUGUUCAGCAGUGGGGAGAGCUCGAGCCUGGAUGUGGAAGACCAACGCAGUCAAAGCUCGCCAACCAGGGAUCACGUUUGCAGAACGGUCUUGAUGACACUUUUAUUAUGAGAUGUUCUCUUGACGCUUCUGCUCUGCAGGUGAUCACGAUCGUAGUGGUUGACAUGGGAAGAGAUUUUUUGUUCUACGAGCUCGGCGACCACCUGGGCCUUUAA